AUGCCCUCGCAGACCAUCGUCGUCGGACCCCAGGCGGAUGCUCACGCCACCACCCUGGCGGCAGCACUGGAGAACGCGGCGCCAGGUGACACGAUCGUGAUCUCUGCCGGCGUCUUUGAGGAGACGGUUCACCUUCCCUUCAACGUCACUAUCACGGCAGCGCCGGUACCGGAGGAUUCGGAGGACACCGAGGCCGCACAUGCCACCAUCAUCGGCACUGUGAUCAUCUCUGCAAACGUUACGCUAGAUGGACUAGAGGUGCGUGGGAUGGCGGAUGUGCGCAAAGGGCACGCCAUUCUGGAAAAGUGUGAUGUCCAUCACGGCUCUGAUGGUGUACGCGUCCACCCGGGUGCCACUGUCACCGUGCGCAACUGUCGAGUGCACCACUGCAUCGCCGGCGGUGACGGUGUGUACUUCAUGGCCGGCUCGUUCGGUGAGGUGACACAGACGGACAUUUUCGAGUGUCGCGUGAACGCACUUCAUGUCCAGGGCAACGGGGCUGUGCUGCGUGAGAACCGCAUCCGCGACUGCACGUUCGGCGUCUACUACGAAAAGAAAGCGUCCGGGCUGUGCGAGCAGAACACCAUUGAGCACGUCCGCAAGUUCGGCCUCUACGUCACGGACGGCAGCGACCCGGUCAUCCGCGAUAACACCGUGCGCUGGUGUGGGAUUCAAUGCUUCUUUGCGUCGAAAGGCGCCGGCGGCACAUGCAGCGGGAACACGUUUGAGGGCUCUCUUCACGUGCUCGCCGACUGCGUUGUGCACCUGGCGGAGAACCGUGUCAGUGGUACAGCAGAUAUCGACGGGGCCGCGUCGUUGGUCAAGGUUGCAGGGUGA
Molecule: messenger RNA, 837 nt
Organism: Leishmania mexicana MHOM/GT/2001/U1103
Lineage: Eukaryota; Euglenozoa; Kinetoplastea; Trypanosomatida; Trypanosomatidae
Exons: 1
Coding region: 1-837 (278 amino acids)
Source: RefSeq, a predicted model, not a curated record